This is a messenger RNA of Camellia sinensis, 2880 nucleotides long. The record is from RefSeq and is a predicted model, not a curated record. Lineage: Eukaryota; Viridiplantae; Streptophyta; Magnoliopsida; Ericales; Theaceae.
UCAUUCUGACCUGUUCCUAAUUGGUUGGGUUUUGUGUUUUCUGCAUUUGUAUUUGCCUUUUCAAAAUAGAAAAUUCUUCUAAUAAGCUUAUAGCUAACGGAUGGAUCAACCGAGUCUGUAUUGUGCUAUUCUUCUGGUUUUUACAUCUCUCACAUAUUCCUCACACUUGGGAAAUGCCAAGUCUGUGGAUUAUGGAAUUGCCACACUAUCCACCUCAUGGACCAUUAAUAACCCCACACCUAUCCUACAUGCUUCGGAAUUUGUAUGGAGACCCAUCCUUUUUCGAAGAGGCCUUCUAUCACGUUUUACUCUUGGCUUCUGCUGCAAUUUUGCAUACACUGACUGCAUCGUUGGUGUCUUCAUCCAAAAACAAACUUCCGUCAAUGAAGAUUCCAUAACAGAUGCCCCGCAACUUGUUUGGUCCGCUAAUCGAAACCAUUCUGUAAAGCUUAAUGCAACCUUGCACCUAACUCAACAUGGAGACUUGACCUUGGCCGACGCUGACGGCACUUCUGUCUGGUCUACAAACACUGGUAGAGCAGGAGGAGGAGGAGGAGGAAAGUACUCUGUCUUAGGCUUGAACUUGACUGAAGAUGGAAACUUGGUCCUUUUCGACCAAAACAAUGCAACAGUUUGGCAGUCUUUCGAUUACCCAACGGAUUCCUUACUUCCUGGGCAGAAGUUGGUCCUUGGGCAGAAGCUGAUUGCUAGCACGUCCGCAUCAAACUGGAGUCAAGGUUUGUUUUCACUUGCUAUUCAUCGUAAUCCUGAUCCUUAUUACAGUCUGUUGGCUUAUGUAGAAUCCAAUCCACCCUUGGUCUAUUUUCGAUCCUAUUUAAAUGGGAGUUCCGACCACCAAGUAUAUGUGAAAUUCGAGAAUGGAAGCUUCAACGAGCAGAAAUCCCCUCUUGUUGGAUCGUCAGCUCAGUUCAUAAGGUUGGAACCUGAUGGGCGUUUGAGGGUUUAUGAGUGGGUAGGAAAUAACUGGAAUGCGGUGGAUCUACUGAUACCAGAUAUUGGUGACUGUGGGUAUCCCAUGGCGUGCGGCAAUUACGGUGUCUGUUCUUCAAAUGGAGAGUGUGGCUGUCUUGAGGAAUUCCCCAGCAGCAACAUUUUCAGGCAAAUAAAUUAUAGGCAACCCAGUCUUGGAUGUUCCCUUGUUACACCCAUUUCUUGUAACCAUUCUCAAUAUCACACACUUUUGGAGCUUCAGAAUAUUAGUUAUUUUUUUAACUUAAAAGACACAAACGGAGACUACUUGGAUGCAAAAAUCGAGUUAGAGGAUUGCAAGAAGAGUUGCUUGAAAAACUGUUCAUGCAAAGCCGCUUUGUUUGCAUAUGAUGGGGGCUCUAAUUAUGAUGGGAGCUAUUACUAUAAUCGUUGCUUAUUACUAUCUGAAGUCUAUUCUCUUCAAAAUAAUGAUGCAGGGGAUGAUAGCAUUUCUCUAUUUCUUAAAGUGCAGAAUUCUCUGACUGCGCAGUAUCCUUUACCAACAAAUUCUCCUCAAAAGAAAUCAAGGAAUGUCAAAAUCACUCUUGGAUCCAGCCUCGGAGCUCUCUUUGGUGUAUUUUUUGUGGUUGCCUCUUGCAUUUUCCAUUUUAGAAAGAAAGGAGAAUCCGAAGAAUUUGAUGAGUUCUCUGUUGAUCAAGUACCAGGGAUGCCUACUAGAUUCUCAUACGAAGACCUGAGAGCCAUGACGAGCAAUUUCAAUAAUAAGCUCGGGGAAGGAGGAUUUGGGUCAGUGUUUCAAGGGACAUUAAGUGAUGGCACCGAAAUAGCAGUGAAGCGUCUCAAUGGUUUUGGUCAAGUUAAGAAGUCAUUCUUAGCUGAAGUUGAGACAAUAGGCAGCAUUCACCAUAUCAAUUUGGUGAGAUUAAUAGGAUUUUGCGCUGAAAAAUCAUACAGGCUUCUAGUUUACGAGUACAUGUCUAAUGGAUCCUUGGAUAAAUGGAUCUUCCAAAGGCACCAAGAGCUCACACUUGGGUGGCAAUCCAGAAGAAAGAUCAUCAUGGAGAUAGCUAAGGGUCUAUCCUAUCUCCAUGAGGAAUGCAGGCAGAAAAUAUUUCAUUUGGAUAUCAAACCCCAAAACAUCCUCUUAGAUGAAUACUUCAAUGCAAAAAUAUCUGAUUUCGGAUUGUCAAAACUAAUUGAUAAGGACCAAAGCCAAGUUGUAACAACUUUGAGGGGAACACCAGGCUAUUUGGCUCCUGAAUGGUUGAGCUCAAUUAUCACUGAGAAAGUAGAUGUCUACAGCUUUGGUGUUGUGGUCUUGGAAAUGUUGUGUGGGCAAAAAAAUUUGGAUAGGUCUCAACCUGAGGAAGAUAUGCAUUUACUAAGUCUAUUUAAAAGGAAAGCCGAGGAGGAACGACUGAUCGAUAUCGUUGAUAAAGGCAAUGAUGAAAUGCAGUUACAUAGUACAGAAGUUGUGGAGAUGAUAAGGGUUGCUGUGUGGUGUCUACAAAGUGACUUUUCUAAGAGACCUUCCAUGUCAGUGGUGGUUAAGGUCUUGGAGGGUUCUGUUGAUGUUGAUAACAACUUGGUUAUAACUUCAUAAAUCCUGUGAUACGAAGAACAAUUGCAGAUGCUGGUCAGCAAGAGGAUGCCAUUGGCGCUGCUUGUACUCUAUUGUCUCCAUUAGCUCUAUCAGGACCAAGGUAAACAAAGGAGACUUUGACAAACAAAUUUUUGCAAAUUGAAUAACUUUUUAAGGUUUUUAUUUUUGUUGUGUGUGUUUUUGUUUUGUUAUUUGGGGAUGCUAUGUUUUAGGAGAAACCCACACGCUAUAAUCUUAUCUUAUGAGAAUAAGUUAGCCAGGAUUGAGUAUGAGAAACUGCAAGCAGACUAGCUACCGUUUAACUCAUUUAAUUCUAUUAUAGGCAA